GUCUGAAACUUUCGUUUCGAACACUUUCUACGAACCUUUGCUAAAUACAAAUCCGGAUAGAAAAUUCAACUCAGACAUUUCGCAGACAUCGAACGGAUGCAUGAAGAACGGACGUAUUAUGUAUGCUGGCUGAACGUUCGAUUAUUAAUUACGUAUUCCUAGUAUUUGAUAAGAAUUAUUGGAAAGAUUACACACAGCAAAUUCACUAGGUCAAUGUAGGUGCCGAUAAGGAAACAAGUGAGUGCGUUGCGUUUAUUGAAAUGAAAAAAUUUCUUCUUCGCAAAGUAGUUGAUAUCUGAACCUCGAGUGAUUAACAAGUGAAUUUUGUUCUGCUGCACGUAACCAUUGUAACCUUGAAACCGCUUCUGGACAUUCAUUUUCCUACUUAUCAUCUGCUUUCGGAAUGGAUUCAACCGCAACGUUACGUGCCAUUUUCGAUAGGGAUAACGGUAACCAGACCGCUGUUAUCAUUCCUCGCUCCUGUCCCAUACCAACCACAUUGUCAUACAAUCAGCUGUAUGAAGUCGUACAGGAAUUCUGUGCCAAAUUGGCCAGCAUUGUGCCGAGAUCACAAUUGGCACCAGGAAAUUCCAUUUCCAUUGCCUAUCCCAACAGUCUAGAGUUUGUGGUCAGUUUCUUGGCCUGUGGUCUGAUGCGAUUGGUAGCGUCGCCGUUGAAUCCGGCCUACACGAAAGAAGAGUUCCUGUUCUAUUUAGAAGAUGCCAACAGCACGGUUAUGAUUGUUCCGCCCGGAUCCAUCAAAAGCAACUAUGCAGCAGUUCUGGCUGCGCAACAGAGACGCGGAAUCCAUGUGAUCGAAGUAUUUUGGAAUGGAAAAUCCAUUGUGAUGAACACAGCACAGACUGAAGGUUCGUCGAGUGGUCAGUCAGUGGUGUUCAGUCCUCAGCCUGAAGAUGUGGCUUUACUGCUGCAUACCAGCGGUACAACGGGACGGCCAAAAGGCGUUCCAUUGUCGCACUUGAACCUGACCACCUCCAUGAAGAACGUUAGUAAUACCUACAAAUUGACGCCAAACGACCGAACUCUUCUCGUGAUGCCCUUGUUUCAUAUCCACGGAUUGAUAUGUGGUCUCCUCGCAACACUUUUAUCGGGAGGAUCGGCGGUUAUUCCGCAAAGAUUCAGUGCUUCCACUUUCUGGUCCGACUACACAGACAUGAAAUGCAAUUGGUACACUGCCGUUCCCACCAUGCAUCAAAUCUUGCUGCAAAAACCACCAUCGACCAUCCCAUACAUUCGAUUCAUCAGAUCAUGUUCGUCGAGUCUGGCACCGACCACAUUCCAUGCUCUGAAACGAACAUUCAAAGCGCCAGUGCUGGAAGCGUACGCAAUGACCGAAGCAUCCCAUCAAAUGACAUCGAAUCCGCUACCAGAAUUCGGCGAAAGUAAACCGGGAACGGUGGGCUUGGGUCAAGGAGUAGAAGUGGCGAUCCUAGACGACAAAGGAAAUCCGGUUGAAGAAGGUGAAGUUUGUGUCCGUGGCCGCAAUGUUACCAGAGGUUAUUUGAACAAUCCACAAGCUAAUGCUGAAGCGUUCACUGCUGACGGAUUCUUCCGCACUGGUGAUCAGGGUAAAAAGGAUAAAGAUGGCUAUCUGAUCUUAACCGGUCGCAUCAAGGAGCUGAUCAAUCGAGGUGGUGAAAAGAUUUCACCGUUGGAGUUAGACGCCAUACUUCUAACACAUCCGUCAGUAUCUGAAGCGGUCACAUUUGGAGUCCCAUCCGAAAUGUACGGACAGGAAGUGCAUGCGGCAGUGGUGCUAAAAUCUCCGACAAAGUCUGUGGCUGCUGUGGAAAAGGAGUUGCAAAAUUAUGUGCAGUCGAAGGUGGCCAAAUUCAAAGUGCCGAAGCGAAUCCAUGUGACGGAUCAGUUACCGAAGGGAGGAACUGGCAAGAUCCAACGCAGACUUAUGGCGAACAUAUUUGCCAAAUCUGAACCAAAUCUUAAGUCCAAGUUGUAAGAUGAUAUAAACGACAUGACUGCCUGCUGCUGAUGCCAGACUGACUACAUUGUGUAGUGUUUCUCAAAACGUUUUCGACUAAAAUUAAAUCAAAUUGAACCUAACAAAC
Messenger RNA from Bradysia coprophila, 2087 nucleotides. RefSeq lists its product as uncharacterized. NCBI's taxonomy places the organism in Eukaryota, Metazoa, Arthropoda, Insecta, Diptera, Sciaridae. The record is from RefSeq and is a predicted model, not a curated record. Gene Ontology annotation, molecular function: medium-chain fatty acid-CoA ligase activity. Gene Ontology annotation, biological process: fatty acid metabolic process.